Molecule: messenger RNA, 1590 nt
Organism: Babjeviella inositovora NRRL Y-12698
Lineage: Eukaryota; Fungi; Ascomycota; Pichiomycetes; Serinales
Gene: HGT2
Product: Hgt2p
Exons: 1
Coding region: 1-1590 (529 amino acids)
Biological process (GO): transmembrane transport; carbohydrate transport
Cellular component (GO): membrane
Molecular function (GO): carbohydrate:proton symporter activity
Source: RefSeq, a predicted model, not a curated record
AUGUCGCCUCUUCAGAGCAAGUUCAUUACGGCUUACGACAAGCCACCCAAGACCUACAACAUAUAUGUUAUUGCCACUAUUUCGACCCUUUCAGGGUUAAUGUUUGGUUUUGACAUUUCCUCCGUCUCUUCUUUUGUGUCGCAAGAGCACUACUUGAAAUUCUUCAACCACCCAUCGGCCAUCGCUCAGGGUGGUAUCACCGCUGCCAUGUCCGGUGGCUCAUUCCUCGGCUCGCUUGCCUCUGCCUUCACUUCCGACACAUUGGGUAGAAGAAUUUCCAUGACCUUGUGUUCCUUCUUCUGGAUUGUCGGUGCCAUCAUCCAAUCGUCCUCCCAGAACCAGGGCCAAUUGAUUGCUGGUAGGUUGAUUUCUGGUAUUGGUAUCGGUUAUGGCUCCUCUGCGGCCCCAACCUACUUGUCUGAGAUUUCACCUCCAAAAGUCAGAGGUGCCAUUGGUAGUCUCUUCCAGUUUGCUGUUACCGUCGGUAUUAUGAUCAUGUUCUAUAUUGGUUACGGUUGUUCCUUCAUUAAUGGUACCGGGUCUUUCAGAGUCGCUUGGGGUAUCCAAAUCAUCCCCGGUUUGAUCUUGAUGGCGGGGAUUCCAUUCUUGCCUGAGUCUCCAAGAUGGUUGGCGUCUAUCGGUCACUGGGAUGAAGCUGUCGAAAUAAUCACUAGGGUUACCGGUAAAGGUGAUGCCAGUCACAGGGACGUUGUCAUCCAGCUUGAGGAAAUCAAGGAGCAGUUAAUCAUCGAUGAAAAUGCUUCCAACUUUCAAUACUGGGAUUUGUUUAGAAAGGAAAACAUCAAGAGAACCUCCGUUGGUAUCUUUGCCCAAAUAUGGCAGCAAAUGUGUGGGAUGAACGUUAUGAUGUAUUACAUUGUCUACAUUUUCGAGAUGGCCGGUAUGACUGGUAACAUUAACUUGGUUUCUUCCUCUAUCCAGUAUGUUAUCAACGUUGUCAUGACCAUUCCAGCCUUGUUGUUUAUUGAUAAAGUCGGUAGACGACCACUUUUGUUGGUUGGCGCUGUACUCAUGAUGACCUGGCUAUUUGCCUCAGCUGGUCUUUUGGCAACUUACUCCCAGCCACAGCCAAACGGCUUCGAUGGUAACAACACUGUCAGAAUUUCCAUUCCAGACACCGAGGGCAAGGCGGCUAAAGCGGUCAUUGCCUGUUCGUUCUUGUUUGUUGCUUCCUUCGCUCCCACCUGGGGUCCCGGUAUCUGGUUGUACUGUUCCGAAAUAUUCCCAACCCACCAGAGAGCCAAGGCAUCUGCUCUCUGUGCAGCUUUCAACUGGAUCUUUAACUUUGCCCUUUCCAUGUUUGUGCCUUCUGCUUUCAGGAACAUUACCUGGAAGACCUACAUCGUCUUUGGUGUCAUGUGUAUUGCCAUGUUCUUUCACGUCUACUUUAUGUUUCCUGAAACAAGAGGUAAGACUUUGGAAGAAAUUUCAAAGAUGUGGGAUGAGAAUAUUCCUGCUUGGAAAACCACUAGUUACAUCCCAGAUAUGCCUAUUACUGACGAUAAAGGCGUUCAUCUCGAACACAAGGAAAAUCUCUCCGGAGAACUCUCUGAGGAACUCUCUGACUAA